AUGCCACAACAGAAAGCUCUAGCUAUUCCAUCGCAGGCGGCCCCAUACACAUUGAUAUCCAAACCUAUUCCCACCCCAGGGCCUUCUGAAGUACUGGUGAAGAUCGAGGGUAUCGCGUUGGGACCAUUGGAAUCGAAGCUUCCUUCUAUACCGUCGGCUUUGGAUAUGUUCGGGCCAUAUCCUAUCUUUACAGGGACUGACGCUGCUGGCGUGGUUGAACAGGUCGGGGAAAAUGUCAAGAGAUUGAAGAAAGGUGAUAGAGUCGUUUUCCAGGGUUGGUUCUUACCGGACUACACCAGUUUUCAGCAAUACGCGGUUGCUGAUGAAAAUAUCGUCGUUAAGCUACCAUCAACAAUCUCAACCUUGGAAGCGUCGUCUAUCCUCGUGUCUCUGGUUACUGCGGCCUUUGGUUUUGCACUACCUAACCCGGCUACUCCCUCGUUGACCGAGACAGCAAAGGGUUUCAAUGUUUCGUUUUUCUUAAACGGACGCGCUGGGGCGGGUAUCAAGCCGUUCUGGGAAGAAGGAGCAAAGGGUACCAAAUCUGGUGAACCGAUUGUCAUCUUCGGAGGGUCUUCAUCUGUGGGACAAUUCGCCAUCCAGAUUGCCAAACACUUGGGGUACUCGCCCAUCAUCACUACCUCCUCCCUCAAACACACGGACUAUCUCAAACAUCUUGGCGCUACGGAUGUUAUCGAACGUACCGCCUCCGCAGCUGACAUACGAGAUCUUGCCCAAGGAAAGCAGUUCAAUACCGUGUUUGACGCUGUCGGUGUCAUAAACCAAGCAUACGUCGAUUUACUUGCCCCACAAGGGACGUUUAUUGUCGCUUUACCUGUUUCUCCGGAUCUCGAGUUCCGAGACGGCAGGAAGGCAGCAAACAGCCUUGGGGCGGCCCAUGUAUUCAAAGAGUUGGGUUUGGGCUUGAUGGAAAAACUCGAAGGGUUGUUGGAGAGUGGUGUUAUUCAGCCAAACAGGGUCGAGAAAGUGUCUGGAGGAUUGGCUGGGAUACCUGGUGCGGUGGCAAGGUUGCAGAAGGAGGGAGUCAGUGGUGUGAAGUUGGUUGUUGAUCCUCGUGAGACACCUUAA
This is a messenger RNA of Marasmius oreades (fairy-ring Marasmius), 1089 nucleotides long. RefSeq lists its product as uncharacterized. NCBI's taxonomy places the organism in Eukaryota, Fungi, Basidiomycota, Agaricomycetes, Agaricales, Marasmiaceae. The transcript is spliced from 5 exons. The coding region runs from base 1 to 1089 and encodes 362 amino acids. The record is from RefSeq and is a predicted model, not a curated record. Gene Ontology annotation, molecular function: oxidoreductase activity, acting on NAD(P)H.